Messenger RNA from Chlorella variabilis, 1605 nucleotides. RefSeq lists its product as hypothetical. NCBI's taxonomy places the organism in Eukaryota, Viridiplantae, Chlorophyta, Trebouxiophyceae, Chlorellales, Chlorellaceae. Gene Ontology annotation, molecular function: zinc ion binding. The record is from RefSeq and is a predicted model, not a curated record. Bases 1 to 1605 code for a protein of 534 amino acids. The transcript is spliced from 6 exons.
AUGUCGGCCUUUGCGGACCCUGAGCAGGGACCUGGCGAUGCAGAUGAGGACAAGGACAAGCCGCGGGCGGAGGACAUCAGAAUCGAUUUCGAAUCUGCGGCGGGGAUCCUGGCCUUUGCCUCAUACAAGUUCCACUCCUACAAGGCAGGCGCCAAGUUUGUGAAGCGCGCCAAGGACGAGAUUGUGGCCAAGAGCAAGCUGUUUGGCGUCAGCGGGUCGCUGGAGCAGAGGCUGCUCAAGGCACGGUGCCAGGGCAGCGGCGGCGAGGAGUAUGGUGUGGAGAUAGAGCUGGAGGCCACCAGCGGCCCGCGCCUGGACUGGGCCGAGGUGCACUGCAGCUGCCCCUGGGGCCAGGAGCACGGGCUGUGCAAGCACUCGCUGGCCCUGCUGCUGGCCCGCCUGGACAGAGCAGCCUGGGUGGCGGCAGAGCGCCCAGACCCUCGCGCGGCGGUGGCUGCGGCAGCUUUGGCAAGGGCAGCAGGGCCUGCUGCGGCGCCAGUAGCCGAGGCGGCGCAGGCAGCCGGUGCGCCGGCAGCCGAGGCGGCGCCGGCAGCCGGGGCGCCAGCAGCCGAGGCGGCGCAAGCAGCCAGGGCACCGGCAGCCGAGGCGGUGCCAGCAGCCGGGGCGCCGGCAGCUGGGGCGGCGGGGAGCCAGCCUCGCAAGCGCCGGCUCCCCAACCUGGUGCCUGCCGUGGCACCUGCCACCAAGAAGGCAGAUGCCAAGCCCAAGGCAGCUGCCAAGCCCAAGGCAGAGCCUAAGGCCACUGUGGCGCCGCGCGGCGGCGGCGGUGGCAAGAGCAAGGAAGGCGGCCAGGCGGCUGCGGCAGCUGGUGGAGCAGGCGGGGCAGGGACGUAUGUCGUGUGUCGGAGGAUGAGGGGCGCGGAGCUGCUGCAGGACAGCGAUGAGGAGCUGGUGCGGCAGUGCCACGCAGCGCUGGCCAAGGCUGCAGCAGGUAGGGCGGGCGAGGAGGCGGCCCAGGGAUCCGCCGGGCCCGCAGCCGACACCACACGCGCGCAGCAGCCAGCACCGGCGCCGCCUGUGCCACAACAGGUGCAGGCCGUGCAGAUGCAGCAGGCCGGGGCAGCCCAGGCCGAGCAGCAGCAGGCCGCGGUCCAGGAGAGCCAGCCGCAGGUGGCGGCGGCCCCCGAUGCAGCUGCCGUGCCUCCUCCCGCCCCAGCUGCCCUGCCUGUCCCCUCACUUUUUGGGCUCAUGUUUGGCGACUUGUUUGCGUCGGCGCCGCCCGCUGCGCCCGCUGCCAUGGAUGUGGACGCCACUGCCGCGCUUGGCCCGCCAGCAGCAGCAGCAGCAGCAGCAGCAGACUCUGCGGUGGGCCUGUCUUCCCAACCCUCUGUGUUCGGCCAGCAGCAGGGCCAGGUGCUGGCGACGGGUGCCUCCUUCCCAGCCAACUCUGGCAGCACCCAGCAGUACGAUGUGGCCACGCAGCCUCUAGACGACGUCAUGAUGGGUGGCGGCACCGCCACAGCGGCCGCCCCACAGCAGCAGCCGCAGCCGGCAGCACCACAGCUGACUGAUAGCCAGCAGGGAGAUGCGGGCAUGGGCAGGCUGUCCCUGCGCGAGCGCAUGAGGAUGGGCAGGCCUGGGUGA